AUGGAACUUGUUCGAAGAAGACCGAUUCCAUGGAUGCUUUGGACCAUCUGGAAGAACAGGAACAGUUUGUUGUAUGCAGAAGUACAAGAGUCCACACUGUUGUUAGCUCACAUAGCUCUGGAGGAAUCCACCUUAUGGAAUGAAUUGAAUAAAGUGGAGAAAGGAGGCAACCAAUACUUGCACGAUCUUGGAGCACCGGAGAAGUGGGCACCACCAGCUCCGGGGUUAGUGAAAUGUAAUAUGCAUGCGAACUGGAGAAACGAUAGAUAUCUUACAGGAGGAGCAUGGAUCACAAGAGAUCAUAGAGGUGAGGUUGGAAUGCACACAAGGGAUGCUCUGCUCCCAUCACCUGAUCGGUUAUCAGCGGAGAUGAACUGCUUUCUUUGGGUUCUUAGGAGCUUGCGAGACUUGAGGUUAGAAGAGGUCAGUGUUGUCAUAGAUUUUGAAGUAGAAUCAAGAGGCUCCAAUAAGGUGGCAAUAGAGAUAGCAAAGAGUGUUCUGAGGGACGGGCGGUUACAGUCUUAUCUUGCAUUGGGUGGCCCGUCAUGGCUACAUGAUCUCAUUCAGACGGAGGUUACGUUCGUUAACUCUUAA
Molecule: messenger RNA, 594 nt
Organism: Brassica oleracea var. oleracea
Lineage: Eukaryota; Viridiplantae; Streptophyta; Magnoliopsida; Brassicales; Brassicaceae
Exons: 2
Coding region: 1-594 (197 amino acids)
Source: RefSeq, a predicted model, not a curated record